AUGCAGCCAACUACAAUUCAAUUCAGCCCGGUCAAAGAGGGCCGCCACAUCCUCGGCGAGAAGGACUCCAACGCGUGUCUCUCCCCCGCCCCCCACGGCAAACAAUCCCUUUCGGUUACCAACACGCCCGUCAAACGGACUCUUUUCACGACGGUCUCGCCCAAGAAACUCCUCCCGUCUCCGAUUUUUGCAGGCCAAAAGCGAACGAGAGACCAGGUGGACGAGAUCGAUGUACACGACGCAUCCGUGCAGGCUCGCGUGGAGAGCCCAGUAUCCACCUUGAAACAUGAGACCCAACAACUGAGUCCAGAGUCGGACGCGAUGGAGAUCCCCCUCACAGCCCCAUCAUCACAACCGAAACGCGACCAACCCCAAGAAAUGGACACAACCAGAUCCCCCAGCGCGUCGCAAUUCUCGCAAUUCUCAGACACAGAAACAAGAUCAAUUCCCGAUGACCCCGAGGCGCGCAAAGUAUUCAUCCAAGAAAAAGCAGCUCUCCUCCGAAACAAACUCCAAACCGCCAUGCGCAAUGUAGCGGACCAUCAGAUUGACCGACGUAUCUCGGAACUAGAAGCACACAGUCGCAAAGUCCCCCGGCUCUCCUUUUCCGCCCUCUCUUCUUCUUCCCCGGUCACCUCGUUCCGCCACACCAUCACACCUUCUCAGCUGAAGACGCCGCGAAUUGGCUCGGGGGAAAUUUUGAGCUCGACCCCUUCCCAACAGACGCCGGAUCUUCCUCGACAGCCGUCGUCGGUCAUCCAGAGUACGAAUUACGCGAAGCGCUGCCAGCGGACGCCUCCUCGUACGUUGGGAUCGCCGAUGCAACUAAGCAGUCCCCCAGCUACGGGGGUCCGGUAUAGUCGGACCCGGGAUAUCACCCAAGGACUAGAUGUGGAGGAAGCACCUACAUCGCAUGACGGACUCUCGCCGUCGCAGCGAGGGGACGCGGUGGACGGGUUGCUCAAGCUCAUGAGCACGUCGGAUAGGCAUGAGAACCCGGAUGUAUGGAGCGGGUAG
Messenger RNA from Penicillium daleae, 1017 nucleotides. RefSeq lists its product as uncharacterized. Bases 1 to 1017 code for a protein of 338 amino acids. The transcript is spliced from 3 exons. The record is from RefSeq and is a predicted model, not a curated record. NCBI's taxonomy places the organism in Eukaryota, Fungi, Ascomycota, Eurotiomycetes, Eurotiales, Aspergillaceae.